GACUUCUGGACGCCUAUGCACAUUGCGUGUGCGUGCGAUAACCCCGACAUCGUCCUGCUUCUGGUGUUAGCUGGAGCCAAUGUCCUCCUCCAAGACGUUAAUGGGAAUAUUCCACUGGACUAUGCCAUGGAGGGGACCGAAUCCAGCUCUAUCCUGCUGACCUAUUUGGAUGAGAACGGAGUGGACCUGACCUCACUCCACCAGAUGAAGCUGCAGAGACCCCUGAGUAUGUUAACAGAUGUCAGACACUUCUUAUCAUCUGGAGGAAAUGUUAAUGAGAAAAACGAUGAAGGAGUAACUCUGUUACACAUGGCGUGUGCAAGUGGCUACAAGGAGGUGGUCUCUCUUAUCCUGGAGCACGGUGGAGACCUCAAUAUUGUAGAUGACCAGUACUGGACUCCCCUUCACUUAGCAGCCAAGUAUGGCCAGACAAACCUGGUGAAACUUCUGCUGAUGCAUCAGGCAAACCCAAACCUCGUGAACUGCAAUGAAGAGAAGCCAUCAGGAAAGAAUAAUCACAGUAUUGAUUUCUUUUCCUGCAGCAGUCCCCUGGUGUUACCAAUUGCCAAGCAAGAUAGUUUGUUGGAAAAAGACAUUAUGUUCAAAGACGCAACCAAAGGUCCCUGUCAGCAGCAGCCCCUGGACGGCGCGCCUGAGAGCCCCCCAGUGAGCAGCUCCACCAGGCCUGAGCAGGUCAAGCUAAUGCCUCCUGCUCCCAACGACGACCUGGCGACCCUCAGUGAGCUCAACGACGGCAGCCUGCUUUAUGAGAUCCAGAAGCGCUUCGGGAACGAUCAGAUACACACGUUUAUUGGGGACAUCCUCUUGCUUGUUAAUCCAUUCAAGGAGCUUCCCAUUUACUCUCCUAUGGUCUCCCAGCUGUACUUCAGCACCUCAGGGAAGCUGCCGUCCUCCCUGCCCCCCCACCUCUUCUCCUGUGCGGAGAGAGCUUUCCAUCGGCUCUUCCAGGAGCUGCGGCCUCAGUGUUUCAUUCUCAGUGGAGAAAGAGGAUCGGGAAAGACAGAAGUCAUGUGCAUCUUAGAAGCCUUUGGACAUGCCAAGACAACACUUAAUGAUUUGUCCAGUUGCUUCAUAAAAUAUUUUGAACUACAGUUCUGUGAGAGGACCAGACAUAUAACUGGAGCCAGAAUUUAUACGUAUAUGCUAGAGAAAUCCAGACUCAUCUCACAGCCUCUUGGCCAGAGCAAUUUUCUCAUUUUCUACUUGUUAAUGGAUGGGUUAUCUGCUGAAGAAAAAUACGGCCUUCACCUUAAUAACGUGUGUGCCCACCGGUAUUUGAACCAGACCAUGCGGGAAGAUAUCUUAACAGCAGAGCAUUCUCUGAACAGAGAGAAAUUAGCUGUUUUGAAACAAGCCCUGAAUGUAGUUGGCUUCAGCAAUUUGGAGGUGGAGAACCUGUUUGUAAUUCUAGCAGCAAUAUUACACAUCGGAGACAUCAGGUUUACUGCCCUGACUGACGCCGACUCUGCCUUUGUCUCUGACCUCCAGCUUCUAGAGCAAGUGGCUGUAAUGUUACAAGUAUCAGCAGAUGAAUUGGCUUCUGCCUUAACAACUGAUAUCCAGUAUUUUAAAGGUGACAUGCUCAUCCGACGACACACUAUACGGAUUGCUGAGUUUUACAGAGACCUCUUGGCCAAAUCCUUGUACAGUCGUCUGUUCAGCUUUCUGGUGAAUGCCGUGAACUGCUGUCUGCACAGUCAGGAUGAACACAGGAGCAUGCAGACAUUGGAUAUUGGAAUAUUGGAUAUCUUUGGUUUUGAAGAAUUUCAAAAGAAUGAAUUUGAACAACUCUGUGUCAACAUGACCAAUGAGAAGAUGCACCAUUAUAUCAAUGAAGUGCUUUUUCUACACGAGCAAGCAGAGUGUAUACAAGAGGGAGUUGCCAUGGAAACAGCAUAUUCUCCUGGUAACCAGACUGGAGUUUUGGAUUUUUUUUUCCAGAAGCCGUCGGGAUUUUUGUCUCUAUUGGAUGAAGAAAGCCAAAUGAUUUGGCCAAUGGAAACAAACCUCCCCAAAAAGCUGCAAAGCCUCCUGGAAUCAUCAAACACCAAUGCAGUCUACUCCCCCACGAAGGACGGGAACGGGAAUGUCGCCCUCAGAGAUCAAAGCACGGCGUUCACCGUCAUGCACUACGCAGGAAGGGUAAUGUAUGACAUUGUUGGAGCAAUUGAAAAAAAUAAAGACUCCCUUUCACAGAAUCUGCUAUUUGUAAUGAAAACUAGUGAAAAUGUCGUGAUCAAUCAUUUGUUCCAGUCGAAAUUGUCACAAACAGGAUCCCUCAUAUCUUCCUACCCUUCCCUUAAAUUCCGAGGACAUAGAGCCGCCCUGCUCAGUAAGAAAAUGACUGCGUCUUCAGUUAUCGGAGAAAACAAGAAUUACCUAGAACUUAGUAAGUUAUUAAAAAAGAAAGGGACUUCCACAUUUCUUCAAAGACUGGAACGCGGGGACCCAGUAACCAUCGCGUCACAGCUCAGGAAAUCACUCGCGGAUAUUACUGGGAAACUUCAGAAGUGCACUCCGCAUUUUAUUCAUUGCAUCAGGCCCAACAACUCAAAGCUGCCAGAUACUUUCGAUAAUUUUUAUGUGUCUGCUCAGCUACAAUACAUUGGGGUCCUGGAGAUGGUGAAGAUCUUCCGGUAUGGAUACCCCGUCCGCCUUCCCUUCUCGGAUUUCCUCUCAAGAUACAAGCCACUGGCGGUGACGUCGCUGUGUGAGAAGAAGGAGCCGUCUGCCGAGGGGAGAUGUCGGCUCGUCCUCCAGCAGUGUGAACUGCAAGGCUGGCAGAUGGGAGUCCGAAAAGUGUUUCUAAAAUACUGGCAUGCUGACCAGCUCAAUGAUUUGUGUCUACAGUUGCUGAGAAAAAUUAUAACCUGCCAAAAAGUUAUCAGAGGGUUCUUAGCCCGCCAGCACUUGCUGCAGAGGAUGAGCGUCAAACUGCAAGAGGUCACCUCCAUCAACAGCUUCUUACAGCACACGGAGGACGUGGGGCUGAAAACCUAUGAUGCCCUGGUCAUCCAGAAUGCUUCAGACAUCGCCCGGGAAAACGACAGGCUCCGUGAUGAAAUGAACGCCACCUCCCACAAAGAGAAGUCCGAGGGCAGGAGCAAGCAGGAGGAAGGACCCAGGAGAGCUGAAGACCAGGGUGGACCCCGGAACUCCCAUUCCAGCCCCAUUGUGCUCUCCCUGGCUGUGGACGCCCUGGGCCCGUCCAUCUGGUCUCCCUCGCUGCAUGCGGUGUUCAGCAUGGAUGACAGCAGCAGCCUCCCAUCACCACGGAAGCAGCCUCCACCCAAGCCCAAGAGAGACCCCAACACCCGGCUGAGUGCCUCCUACGAGGCUGUGAGCGCCUGCCUCUCCGCAGCGGCCAAGGAGGCUGCCCAGGAAGCUCUGACCCGGCCCAGGCCGCACAGCGAUGACUACAGUGCAGUGAAGAAGAUCCCUCCCCGAAAGCCCAAGCGCAGCCCUGACACCAAGCUGAGCGGCUCCUACGAGGAGAUCCCGGGGCCUCCCCGGCGUGCCCCAGGCCCCGCCACGCUGCAGGCCACCGAGGAUGAGGCUGAGCCCGUGUACAUCGAGAUGCUGGGCCAUGCGGGGCGGCCCGGCGGCCCCGAGCCCGACAGCCCUGACCAGGGCGAGGCGGUGUAUGAGGAGAUGACCUUCCUCCCGGCCGAGGACGCCGGCCUGGGCACCGUCUGCCGCGCGUCCGCAUCGCCUCCCUUGUGGCCCGAGAGGAGGAGACCCACGCCCCUGGAGGACUGGGCGCCCGGUGGCCUGACCGCAGGGUCCUCCGGGGACGCGUGGGACAUCCCGGCGCCCUUCCCCAACCUGCUGCCGCAUCGGCCCCCACUGCUGGUGUUCCCCCCGACGCCCGCCACCUGCUCCCCGGCCUCAGACGAGUCUCCUCUGACGCCCCUGGAGGUGAAAAAGCUGCCGGUCCUGGAAACCAACCUCAAAUACCCUGUCCAGCCCGAGGGUUCCAGCCCCUUGUCUCCACAGUAUCCCAAAAACCCGAAAGGGGAUGGUGGCAGGCCCGCGUCCCCGGGCUCCGCGACGCUUAACGGGCCCAGCAGAGUCUCCCCACCGCCUACGCCCCCUCCUCUCCCGCCACCGCCUCCCGGGCCGCCCCCCACCUCGCACCUGCCCUCCUCGAAUUUCUCCUUCCCGCCAGAGAUGGUUGUGGUUCACACCGGAAAGGCGAUGGCAAACUCAGAUCUGGCCAAAACCCAUCAAAAGCCGAACUCUGCCCCGGUGGGUGGUCCAUGCAGCACCUUCUCCAAGAUCCCACAUUCCCCGGGGAAAGCCGCCAGGGCCGAGCCCAGGAAGGCGAGCACCCCGGCCGGCUCCCCAGUGCCCUACAGCCCCCCGAGCUCCAGGCCUCUCAACAGCCCCCUGGACGAGCUAACCAGCCUCUUUAACUCUGGGAGGAGCGUGCUUCGGAAGUCUGCCGCGGGAAGGAAAAUCAGGGAAGCCGAAGGUUUUGAAACUAACAUGAACCUAACUAGCAGGGAUGAUCCCCGUACAUCAGAAAUUGCAUCAGAGACUCAAGAUAGGAAUGCAAAUAACCAUGGAAUUCAAUUAUCUAAUGCACUAUCUAGUGCCAUAACUGCUGAAAAUGGAAAUUCUGUCUCCAAUGGUUUACCUGAAGAACAAAGGUACUCCAAGCUGUCUGUGGGGGGCACAGCCAUGUCAUCAUUUCAGAGACACAGGGAGAGCCACACCACUCAGGUCAUCCACCAGCUGAGGCUCUCUGAGAACGAAAGUGUAGCCCUGCAGGAGCUGCUGGACUGGAGGCGGCAGCUCUGCGAGGAGAGGCAAGGUUGGCAGCAGCUCCUGAGCCACGCCGAGCCCAGGGUGCCACCCCCGCCGCCCUGCAAAAAGCCCACCAUGCUGAAGAAGCCCGAGGGAGCCGCCUGCAACCGGCUGCCUUCUGAGCUCUGGGAUAGUGGCAUGUGA
Otolemur garnettii (small-eared galago) is the source of this 4974-nucleotide messenger RNA. It is a transcript of the gene MYO16, whose product is annotated as myosin XVI. The record is from RefSeq and is a predicted model, not a curated record. Bases 16 to 4974 code for a protein of 1652 amino acids. The transcript is spliced from 31 exons. Gene Ontology annotation, molecular function: protein phosphatase binding; actin filament binding; cytoskeletal motor activity. Gene Ontology annotation, cellular component: perinuclear region of cytoplasm; myosin complex; nucleoplasm. NCBI's taxonomy places the organism in Eukaryota, Metazoa, Chordata, Mammalia, Primates, Galagidae. Gene Ontology annotation, biological process: neuron projection morphogenesis; negative regulation of G1/S transition of mitotic cell cycle; phosphatidylinositol 3-kinase/protein kinase B signal transduction.